GUCCCCAACAAUGGCUGGGGGACUGUUUGCUGUGAGUAAGAAAUAUUUUGAAUAUCUGGGGUCUUAUGAUACAGGAAUGGAAGUCUGGGGAGGAGAAAACCUUGAAUUCUCCUUUAGGAUCUGGCAAUGCGGUGGCACUCUGGAAACACACCCCUGUUCCCACGUUGGCCACGUCUUCCCCAAGCAAGCUCCUUACGCUCGCAACAAGGCUCUGGCCAACAGUGUCCGUGCAGCUGAAGUGUGGAUGGAUGAGUUUAAAGAGAUGUACUAUCAUCGCAACCCCCGCGCCCGCUUGGAGCCCUUUGGGGACGUGACAGAGAGGAGGCAACUCCGAGCUAAGCUCCAGUGUAAAGACUUCAAGUGGUUCCUGGAUACUGUGUACCCAGAGCUGCACGUGCCUGAAGACAGGCCUGGCUUCUUUGGGAUGCUCCAGAACAAAGGACUAAAAGACUACUGCUUUGACUAUAACCCUCCUGAUGAAAACCAAGUAGAGGGUCACCAGGUCAUUCUGUACCUCUGUCAUGGGAUGGGCCAGAACCAGUUUUUCGAGUACACAUCUCAAAAGGAAAUACGCUAUAACACCCGGCAACCGGAGGCCUGCAUAGCUGUGGAACCAGGAAGAGAUAUCCUUGUCAUGCAUCUCUGCAAAGAGGCUGUCCCCGAUGAGCAGAAGUUCAUCCUGCAGGAGGAUGGUUCUUUAGUUCACGAACAGUCCAAGAAAUGUGUCCAGGCUACAAGGAAGGACUUCAGUGACAGCUUUGUGCCACUCUUGCAAGACUGUACCAACUCGGAUAAUCAGAAAUGGUUCUUCAAGGAACGCAUGUCAUAAAAGUGUCACCAUGCCAAACAAGGCACCCACUGAAGGAAGGCCAUGAACUCUGAGCCCAGCAGAGACUUAGCAAGCAGUGGCUGCUGUAUUUCUAUAAGGAAAUCAUUUUGCCAUUUGGGAACAUGUCAUUGGAUUUAGUAAGAAUAUGACUAAGCAUUGGUACUAAUUUUGAAACCUUUAAAAAUGUCCUUCAAAAUCCUGUUUUCCAAGGGUAAUCUUAAGAUUAACUCUUUUGGUAUUUGGGGAAUU
Castor canadensis (American beaver) is the source of this 1078-nucleotide messenger RNA. It is a transcript of the gene Galnt12, whose product is annotated as polypeptide N-acetylgalactosaminyltransferase 12. Gene Ontology annotation, molecular function: polypeptide N-acetylgalactosaminyltransferase activity. The record is from RefSeq and is a predicted model, not a curated record. Gene Ontology annotation, biological process: protein O-linked glycosylation. NCBI's taxonomy places the organism in Eukaryota, Metazoa, Chordata, Mammalia, Rodentia, Castoridae. Gene Ontology annotation, cellular component: Golgi apparatus.